Molecule: messenger RNA, 2602 nt
Organism: Callorhinus ursinus (northern fur seal)
Lineage: Eukaryota; Metazoa; Chordata; Mammalia; Carnivora; Otariidae
Source: RefSeq, a predicted model, not a curated record
AUCCAAUCCCAAAGAAACUCUCCACGGGUGAGCCAGCGAGCAUCUUAACAUAGACGGCCUCUUACGCGGCCUCCUCCCCGGCUUCGGGCCUGCAAAGUGGCUGACUGCAGUCGCCGUGGCUAGGCAACGGUCGGAGCAUUCCCCGCGGUGUCAGCCCCGCCCCUGGAGGUGCUUCCACCUCCCGGCGCCUCGAAUCUCCUCUUCUCAUUGGCUAGAGACCUGCCAGAGGUGGGCGGGGGAAAUGCGUCAGAGAAUGAGCUCACUUCCGGCCAGGGAGCGCGCGGGUUGAUUCGUCCUUCCUCAGCCGCGGGUGCUCGCAGCUCGGAAAUGGCGGGAUUUGGUGCUAUGGAGAAAUUUUUGGUUGAGUACAAGAGUGCAGUGGAGAAGAAACUGGCAGAGUACAAAUGUAACACCAACACAGCAAUUGAACUAAAAUUAGUUCGUUUUCCUGAAGAUCUUGAGAAUGACAUUAGAACUUUCUUUCCUGAAUAUACCCAUCAACUCUUUGGGGAUGAUGAAACUGCUUUUGGUUACAAGGGUUUGAAGAUCCUGUUAUACUAUAUUGCUGGUAGCUUGUCAACAAUGUUCCGUGUUGAAUAUGCAUCUAAAGUUGAUGAGAAUUUUGACUGUGUAGAGGCAGAUGAUGUUGAGGGCAAAAUUAGACAAAUCAUCCCACCUGGAUUUUGUACAAACACAAAUGAUUUUCUCUCUUUGCUGGAAAAAGAAGUUGAUUUCAAGCCAUUUGGAACCUUACUCCAUACAUACUCUGUUCUCAGUCCAACAGGAGGGGAAAACUUUACCUUUCAGAUAUACAAGGCUGACAUGACAUGUAGAGGCUUUCGAGAAUAUCAUGAAAGGCUUCAGACCUUUUUGAUGUGGUUUAUUGAAACUGCUAGCUUUAUUGACGUGGAUGAUGAAAGAUGGCACUACUUUCUAGUAUUUGAGAAGUAUAAUAAGGAUGGAGCUACGCUCUUUGCGACCGUAGGCUACAUGACAGUCUAUAAUUACUAUGUGUACCCAGACAAAACCCGGCCACGUGUAAGUCAGAUGCUGAUACUGACUCCAUUUCAAGGUCAAGGCCAUGGUGCUCAACUUCUUGAAACAGUUCAUAGAUACUACAUUGCAUCUCCUUCUGUUCUUGAUAUUACAGCGGAAGAUCCAUCCAAAAGCUAUGUGAAAUUAAGAGACUUUGUGCUUGUGAAGCUUUGUCAAGAUUUGCCCUGUUUUUCCCGGGAAAAGUUGAUGCAAGGAUUCAGUGAAGAUAUGGCGAUAGAGGCACAACAGAAGUUCAAAAUAAAUAAGCAACAUGCUAGGCGGGUUUAUGAAAUUCUUCGACUGCUGGUAACUGACAUGAGUAAUGCUGAACAAUACAGAAGCUAUAGACUGGACAUUAAAAGAAGACUGAUUAGUCCGUAUAAGUGGCUCCUAACGUGGUCCUCCAGUCCCAUCCUCAGCAUUACUAACAGUGUUGUUCUGACAGUGUCCUACCUGAAAGUUGUUACUGGCUCCCUUCUGGCCCAGCAUGAAAAAGCAGAGAGAUCUUGCUAAAAUGAGAAAAUGUCUCAGACCAGAAGAACUGACAAACCAGAUGAACCAAAUAGAAAUAAGCAUGCAACAUGAACAGCUGGAAGAAAGCUUUCAGGAACUUGUGGAAGAUUACCGACGUGUUAUUGAACGCCUCGCUCAAGAGUAGAGAUUAUUUGGCUCUGUACAGGAAGUUUGCAAAUUUCUGUACAUUGUGUUGUGGAAAAUCUGAUGAUGACUUUAAUUUUAAACUCUUGUAACAUUUACUUACAUUAAAAGUUAUCUAUCUUUAGUUGAAUAUUUUCUUUUGGAGAGAUUGUAUAUUUUAAAAUACUGUUUAGAGUCUAUGAGCAUAUAUUACAUUUUAAAAAAAUAUAUAGCUUCUGAAAUACCACUGCAGUUGCUUCCCUUCUUAACAGUAUAAUAAAUGCUUAGUUGUGAUAUGCUAAUGUGUGAUGGUAUGAUUCUUAAGUACUAACAAUAAACUUUUUGGUCUUGUUAAAAAACUUCAGGUUUUCACAUCACAUAAUACCCUCUAGGUCCAUUCAUGUUGUCACAAAUGGCUUUUAGGCUAAUUUUAGGCACCUUUAAAAUGCAUUUCUUUAAGGUCUUCCUAGUAAUCUUGUUUUUCCUGUGUGAUUUCUCCAAAUACGAAAUAUUCCUAGUAUAGAUUUGUUUUGUUUUAAAUAAACUCUUCUAUUAACUGUUUGUUGGGGGCAGGAUGGGUGGGUAAAAGAGAGAAAGGAAACUAGAUAUAGCCUAAAGCCAAAAUGUUUGACAUCACAUAUUAAUUGAGGAUAAUUUAUAAGUUAGCAUAAAUGUAUAAAUAAAAUUUUGAAAAAAGUUAGCAUAAAAGUUUUAUAAAUAAUAAUGUAAAAUGAUAAAUCAGUUUAUAAAAAUCAAUUUAUACACCAUUAUUGAAAUAUAUCUUGUGUAAAAUGAGGUUUAUAUGUGUUGUGAUUUGUUACAAGGUUCUGAAGAUGUCGAAGUCCAACAGGAUAAAAGCCCAAAGUAAUGAUAAACUGCUUACUAUAGUUUUACUUUAUUUUUAUUAGAGUAUAAAUAAAUUGCUUGAUAU